Diabrotica virgifera virgifera (western corn rootworm) is the source of this 11837-nucleotide messenger RNA. It is a transcript of the gene Btk29A, whose product is annotated as tyrosine-protein kinase Btk29A. The coding region runs from base 513 to 1916 and encodes 467 amino acids. Gene Ontology annotation, molecular function: protein binding; non-membrane spanning protein tyrosine kinase activity; ATP binding. Gene Ontology annotation, biological process: peptidyl-tyrosine autophosphorylation. The transcript is spliced from 11 exons. The record is from RefSeq and is a predicted model, not a curated record. NCBI's taxonomy places the organism in Eukaryota, Metazoa, Arthropoda, Insecta, Coleoptera, Chrysomelidae.
AAACUAAGCUAGUUAUCUACUGUGUUCCAGCCCUAAGAAUACAAAAGAGAUCGAUAAUUUUAUACGUACCUACCCUUUUUCUUAUUAAAAAUCGUGAAUAUUGAAACAGAGUUCGUUUAAUUUAAAUAAUUUGUGCGCUCAGGAAUUCGUCGACUUACUUAAUAUGAUACACAAAACUUUUAUUUUUGUUAUAACCUAUAUGGAAUCACCAGAGAAAAAUAUUUUAGUGACAGUGUAAAAGAUAACGAUAUGCUAUAUUCAAUCUACAUGAAAAAAACUCCACUUUUUCCAAAACUACAACGAAAAUCAUCUGCGGAUACCUUGUCUUUUGUGGGUGUAGAUGUCGACAAUAUCUUGGAAUUAACCUCUAGAACUUAGUCAGUAGUCCCUGUGAAAUAUUCUACGUUGAGUGGAAUAUAUAAGGGGACAAAAUAGCCAUUUUAGUGGCUAAAAUCUUCUGCGGAUUGAGCCUGGUCUUUGCAGGUGGUGUGAACAGUACUAACUCAGGUCAGAUGAUGCCUAGCGAAGGACCGCCCAGUACUCCUUCGUCGAAAUCGAAAGAAAAAAAUGUUCCUUCGAGAACGAAGGUGGUGGUGGCCUUGUACAACUAUAGAGCCAUAGAAAGUGGUGAUUUGUCGUUGGAGAAGAAUCAGUCCUAUGACGUCAUCGACGAUUCUCAAGAACAUUGGUGGAAGGUGAAAGAUUCUAAAGGAAAUAUUGGAUAUAUUCCAAGCAACUAUGUCAAGGAAAAGGAAUCCCUAGGAUUACAGCAAUAUGACUGGUACGUCAAUGAUAUGUCGCGGCAAAGGGCUGAAUCUUUGCUCAAACAAGAAGACAAAGAAGGCUGUUUCGUGGUUAGAAAUUCUUCAACAAAGGGAUUAUAUACUUUAUCCUUGUACACCAAAAUACCUCAUGCACACGUGAAACAUUACCAUAUUAAGACGAACGCGAGAGGCGAAUACUAUCUCUCGGAGAAACACUGCUGCAAUUCCAUACCCGAUCUGAUCAAUUAUCAUAAACACAAUAGUGGUGGACUGGCUUCCAGACUGAAGACCAGUCCGUGUGAUAGACCUGCACCAGCCACUGCAGGACUCAGUCAUGACAAAUGGGAAAUCGACCAUAACGAACUGAUGUUACUAGAGGAGUUAGGAUCUGGCCAGUUUGGAGUUGUGCGAAGAGGAAAAUGGAGGGGUUCCAUUGAUGUAGCGGUCAAAAUGAUGAAGGAGGGAACCAUGUCUGAAGAUGACUUUAUAGAUGAGGCCAAAGUGAUGACUAAACUGCAGCAUACAAAUCUGGUACAAUUGUAUGGCGUCUGCAGCAAAAAUAGACCUAUUUAUAUCGUGACGGAAUACAUGAGGUACGGAUCUCUUCUGAACCAUCUGAGACGACAUAAGCAAUCUCUAAGUAAUAACCAAGGACUUUUACUAGAUAUGUGCAUACAGGUAUGUAAAGGAAUGGCGUAUUUAGAAAGACUCAAUUACAUCCAUAGGGAUCUGGCAGCUCGAAACUGCCUCGUGGGUACCGAGAAUACGGUCAAAGUGGCAGACUUUGGAUUGGCGCGAUACGUCUUGGACGAUCAGUAUACAUCUUCUGGUGGAUCGAAGUUCCCCAUCAAAUGGGCCCCUCCUGAAGUGUUAAACUACACCAGAUUCUCGUCCAAAUCGGACGUUUGGGCGUAUGGUGUUUUGAUGUGGGAAGUGUUUACAUGUGGAGAAAUGCCGUACGGAAGAUUAAAAAAUACAGAAGUGGUCGAAAGAGUGCAGAAAGGAAUCAUUUUGGAGAAGCCAAAAGCUUGUUAUAAAGAUGUUUAUGAUGUGAUGAGAAAAUGUUGGGCGUCUCAACCUGAAAACAGACCUUCCUUCAAAUUACUAAAAGAAACCCUCAUCAACGUCUCCCAAGGAUUGUUAGUCGACUGACUGGCCAGGUUGGUCUGCGAAUGUGUCUCGCACAGCCCCUCAUCGUCGUCUGGAGUGUCAAUGAGCGACUACGAACAGACUUGGAUCGACGUCUGUCAGACUUUAUGCCGAGAGGCCAAAAAGAGCAAGGUUAAAAAGUUAUGAAAUUGUUUUCGACACAAUAUUUAAUGCAGACCCUGUAUAUGAAGAUCGAUGAUCAAAAUUUGAACGAUUUUACAUUUUAGUAAAGGAGAUUUCGUACCUGGUGAAUUCAUCGAAAGAAAUUCAUCGAAAAUAGUUCACUGUGAUGUGCAGUUCAUCGAAAGAAUUAAGGUUCGGAUCUUUCUGAUCGGAUCUGGUCGGAUUCGGAUCCGAUUCGAAUCUGAUCGGCUUCGGAUCUGAUCGGAUUCGAAUCUGAUUGGAUUCGGAUCCGAUUCGUAUCUGAUCGGAUUCGGAUCUUUCUGAUUGUGUUGUGAAUUUUUGUUUAUUUAUUUUAUUUAAUCAAACGCAGUCAUUAAAUCGAUGCACGAUACGUUAAUCUUCCUACAAGGGUUGUCAUUUUAGUUUUGCAUAUACAGACAAAAAAUAUAUAGACUUACACAGUACUUGAUUGCUUUUCAAAAUAUAUCCCACCAAAAUGGAUACACUUUUGCAAACAUUCAAUCCAGUUGGUAAAAUAGUUAUUCCAGCCUUCUGGCGACUAGAAUCGCCGUCCACGCGUUGAAUACUUGAUCUUUAGGAAGGCGAAGAAGUCGUUGGGACUUAGAUCGGGGCUAUGCGGUGGAUGGUUUAACAAUUCCAUGUUUUGAAGCUCCAAAAACUAUUUGCAUAUUAUAGGCAGUGUGAGCACUUGCAUUGUCCUGAUCUACGAUGAUUCGCCAUUGUUUGUUGCUUUGUCUGAGUUUCGCGAUAACUUCUGGUAAACAAAUGGUUAUAUACCAAUCAGAAGUAACCGUUCUUCGAUCCUCUAAAUUCUAAAUCAAUUGUUGCCACAUGACCAGAUUUUGAUACAGAAGUUGCUUUUUUCUUUGACACAUUUCGAGAACGGGUCACUUUUAUUGCUUUUUCCUCAUCGUGAAACACCCACAUGGCGGAUUGGCGUUUAUUUUCCGGUUCGUAGGAGUAAAGCCAAGAUUCAUCACCACUAACAAUACUAUAAACGUUUUUUGAACUUCCUUUUGUUACAAAAUUUACUUUUCUAUGAUCUUUUAGGCAUUAAUGUUUAAUUUUAGUUGACUUUAUUUAUUAAUAACUUUUUUAAUAAAAUCACUGAAUUUAUAUCCUUUAUUUUACAAACUACGAUAUCUAAUUUAUUUAUUACACUAAAUCUAAUAAUUUAUCUAAUUACAAAUUCAAAAAUAUACCGCGCCCGUUACAUAUCAAACUACACCGACAUUUUCAAAUUCACAACUGCCCCGCUAAUUACAAAAACCUACUAUUUAUACAACAUUCAAUGUUCUAGAAAUAAAUAACAUCUCGAAUAGUAUUUACAAGCAACUAGAAAGAAUUUACUCCAAAAGUCGAGAAGGAAUAGAACAUAAAUCAUAAAAAAGGUUACUUGGUAAACAACUUAGGCCGGGAGCUGAAAACAGUCUGUGACAUAAUUAUGUCACAUUUUGUUGAGCUGUUCUAAUGUUUUUGGACACCAAUUGACGCGAACCGCUUUUGGCUCUUCUGUGAGGAAAUAACGGAUACAACGGGAAACCAGCUUCGUAACACCCAGGUCUUCAUGUAGGAUCUUUUGGAUCGAGGUCUUCGAAAUGCCCCAAGAUGCUUCUAUUUUCCGGUAUGUUACACGGAGGUCAUCCUUAAUUAGCUGAUGAACCAUAUCAAUGUUUUGCUGUGUGACUGCUGUUUUGGAUGGGCCUGUCCUGGUUUCGUCGCUGAGACUGGAGCGAUCACGUUGAAAUUCGCAAUACCAGCGGGAAAUAGUUGACUGGUGUGAUGCUUCAUUCUCAAAGACAGAAACCAUUUCAACGAGACAUUGCUGUUAGAAUAAUCGUCUCCGAAAAUUGUAAAAAAUUAUUGCUCGAAAAUGUUCUCGGUUAAGAUCCAUUUUUCGACGGGCUUGUUAAUUUCAAAAAUUCACUGUAUCUACACGACUUGUUGUAUCGCAAUGAAACUGUAGAUUUAUGUCAACAAAAGAUUGAGGUUAUAUUUGUGUCGGAAGGUUUUAUUGGUAGCGCCCUCUAAGCGGCAAUAUGCAAAACCAAAAAGACAAACCUCGUAUGAACUGCACAACCGUCAUUUUUUUAGUCGAUGAAUUUUAGUCAGUGAAUUCCAUCGGAGAACUUUUCUAGAACCAAAAACACUUAUUUGGGAUGUAUGGAUAGCGCGGUGCUAAAAAUAAUUUGUUGUUAUAUAGAGUUUUUUAAUUGAAAAAUCUUUUUUCGAAAAAAAUGUUUAACGGAUUAGGACCAGAAGGUAGAAAAAUAGAUUCAUUUUAGAAUUUUUUCCCUUAACGUCCCCACAUUUUGUACAGAAAGAGUCAUGUAAGUAUAGGAAGGAACGCUUUUGAUUUGUAUUGAGAAUACAGGGUGUCCAAAAACUCUUCUGACAAACGAGGAUUCCUCAGAUAAUUUCAAAAUGCUUUCUAAGGGAGCCAGAGAUGGUUCUUUGCAAUUAGUUUUUUUUGAUACCUCGUAUUUAAAAAAACUAAUUCCAAGACGCCAUCUUCAAAGAGAUCUAGCUCUCUUAGGAAGCAUUUUCGGACUAGGUGAAUUGGGUUAAAUUGUCUUAAAAUUUUCUAACGAAUCUCCGGUCUUGAUUUGUCGAAGAGAUUUUCUGGACACCCUGUAACAACGCGGUAGGCUAGCCCCGAAAAAAAAUCCGAGUAGACAAAAAAAAAAUUAGUCAAAUAUUAUAUAACUUAAAAAAAUUGUUAGCUAAAAAACGUGGUAAAUAAUGCUAGAGGUCGUCAUGUAAAGGGACUGAACUAAUAUUAUAGUGAUAAUGUUUAUGUGUUAUUACGUAUAUACAUAUAUGUAACGUGAGAUUACUUCGUUUUUCGUUUUUAUGUUGGUAUUAUGAUCUGACAAGAGAUUAACCCAGUUUUUAUACGUAAAAAUAUUUAUUUUGUCGAGAUUUAUGUAAUUUCUGGACUACUGCACUGUUAACUACCACCGUUCCUGUCAAAAUAUGUCACUUGCCAAUCGCCCGUCACCUGUCAACCGUCUGACAAAUGUGACGUCAUUUGUCGUGCCAUCUAGAUUGGGUUUCUGGAUGUUUUAUUGAAACUAUGAUUUUUUUUGUCAUCUACAAAUCUCUAGAUGUGCUAUUUUGUUUUAAAAAGUCCCAAUUACAAUUAAGUUCUUCUUCUUUUUGUGUAGACAUGACUGUCUGUUUUUCAAUGUACAUCUAGUAAAUUGUCGUUGUUUAGAUGACUUUCUAGAUAUUUAAAUUACAUGAUUUGUUCUAUUAUCUGACCCAUCAGCUCUGCAAGUAAUUUGGGACAAAAAAUCAGAAUAAGGUUUAAAAAUUUUAAAGAAUAAGAGAAUUCCCUAGAGAUUUUGGUCAUUUGAAAGAGAAGAAGAACGCAAACUUUAUCAUAUAUUGGUUGAUGAUGGAUGAAUCUAUUUAUUUGUAUGAAAGCAUUUUUUACUUAGGAUUUUAUGAUUUCUGUCACGUCAAAUGUCAUUGUAUCUGUCAAAUGUCAUGGGGCCCAUCAACUGUCAUGGUAUUUGUAGCCUGUUGUGUCAUUUGUUGUGUGUUCUAUUAUUUUCUGGAUGUUUGACUGGUUUUUUCGAUAUGUCUUCCCAUGUAUUGUAUUAAGAACCUGUAUUUCAGAAAAUAUUGAUCAAACGACAGAAAUAAGGGUCAGGAUAGAAAUAGCAAGAAAUGCGUUUCAAAAAAUGAAAAAUAUUCUCUGCAAUAAAGACCUUACGUUAGAAAUGAGCGUAAGAGCUCUGAUAUGUUACAUGUUUUCGAUACUACAAUUUGAAUUUGAAAGCUGGGCAACGAAGGAAGAACACGGAAAUAAACUACAGUAAUUUGAAGUGUGGUGUUACAGAAGGAUGCUUAGAAUAGCAUGGACACAGAAGAAAUGAACUUGUAAGUAUUACGAGAAAUGGAAAAAGAAUACGAAAUAUUAAACAGAGGACCGUGAUAUGAAAUGCUAAGACUAUACAGGGACAAGUAAGAGGAGGAAUGACCAUAGGAAGUUCCAUAGAACUUUUCAGAACAGCGGUAGAUAGAGUAAAGAUAGCGAUGAUGAUAUUGAACCUCCGAUUAGGAGACGACACUUAAAGAAGAAGAAAUCCGCGUUAACUGCGAUUGUGCCAAAUGUCAUUUUGUUUGACAACUAUAAUAUAUCGUUUUUCAGCUGUCAUGGGCUUGUCAACUGUCAUUUUUUGUGCAAUCUAUGAUUUUUUUUGGUGUUUUAAGAAUGGUGUUCUAAACCAAACUACCAUUUAUUUAUAAAUAAUAUCAAAAAAGUUAAAUGUAAACCUCCAAACCAAAAGAAAAUUAAUCCGAAAGUUGAUAGUGAGAUUAGAAAGUGAAUAAAUGAAACUAUAUAGAAUAAAGUAUCCUUCCCUAAUGAUUUUCUUAAUAAUUAAAGUUAGAGGUGGAUGAUUCGGAUAUGAUCCCGUUCAGUGAGUCGAUUCUUUGGAACAUGUUCAUCUAAUCGACUCAACGAUUCUCGGAUCUACAGAUACCUGAAUGAAAAACAGUUCAUAUUGCGAUUUUUUGGCGUAUUUUGGGUUAACCUCUUGUUUUGCGGCAAUCAUGGUUGGUUAAAUAGGCAGAAACCUGUGUAUUUUGUAGUUAACUUCGGAUAAAAAUUAGAAUAUGACUUGAACUUGAAUAAUGAUUGUUAUAUUUAUUUACAUGAUAAAUCUAAAUGUAAUUUAACAAAAUUUCAUUAGUAAUUGGAUGUGAAUUUAAGAGACAAUUUUUUUACUUUCUUCUAGUCAUAGAAAGUAGACGAAACUUCAACUAUUAGUCGAAUGAUAAGUGUCAAAACAGUUUCUAUUUUAUUAAAAAGAAAAAAAAACAUUACAUCAAAGAAUACAAUUUUUAUAUGAAAUUAGGUAUAAAAUACUGAACUUACCUUAAAAAAAUCAACAAUAAAAUUAAAGUUAGAGGUGGAUCAUUCGAAUCUGAUCCGGUUCAGUGAGUCGGUUCUUUGGAACAUGUUCAGUGAUUCGACUCAAUGAUUCUCGGAUCUUCAGAUACGUGAUUCUUUUUAAUAAAGUAGAAACGCAUCCUAACAAUUCACGUCUUUUUGGAGAAAAGGAAUGAAUACGGAAGCGCCCAUAACCUUUUUAUUGCAUUUGGUUGUUUUUUUUUGUUUAAUUGGGUAAAAACGAUUCCUAUUACAAAAUAUGUGAACAAGGCAAUUGAGUGUCUGAUUAUCUGGGAUGAUGAAUUUAACGGUAGGCGAAGAAGUGUACGUUUGUAUUGACUGAUAUUCUAUUAACGUUUGAGAUUAGGAGGAGCGGAGAAGGUUUUUGGAAAGUACGUGAAUGAGUGUACAUUUCAUAUUUAUUAAUGACAUAUUUGGCAAAGAAAUGACAGAGGUAAACGCUUGCUACACUUCUGUAUAGACAACAAUCCGUUUAUUAUUAAUACAGGCUUUCCACAUACUUCAAGAUGUUUAUACACUAGCACUAGGCUAUCAUCAGAAAGUAGAUACACAAAUCAGAUAGAUAUCCUGGUAAAAACCCGUUGGUGUUGUUAACGAUGUUAAGACCUAUCCAGGAAACGAUUUUAAUAGUGACCAUCAAUUUUAUCAGCUGAAAUCCACAUGCAGCCAAGAAACAGCCCAGAAACAAGAACUACCUCAACCAAAUGGCAUAUAAGAUACAACGAUCUCAACCUAUGUGAUCUCAAACACUCAUUAAAAUCAGGAGAGUCCUCAAACAACAUAUUGUAACAAUCAAACGAACGAUUCGUAUUUAUAUACGACUUUAUUAAUUUAUUUCUACAAGUUUUCUUUUGCAAACUCUAGCUUAAACUAAACUCAUUUACAAAAUCCGUUCCUAUUUAUAGCCCAGCCGUUAUUUCUCGAAGAUUCUGCCCAUCUCUAGUUAUCAGCUCGUCACGCCUACUUGAGGUACGUUAUCGAACACUCUUUACCAUUCCGCCACCGCCUCGAACAUUCGAUAGCGUCAUCCUUACACGUUUCGAGUUGUGUACCGUUAUACAGGGGUCGGUCAAGAGUUCUCUUUCGUUACAAUAUUGACACAAACGAAAUCCAUAUUGCAUAAUGCCGUAAAAAACAAAUAAGUGAUAGAGAAGAAAGAAGGAAACAAUGGAUUAUAGACUACACAUGGACUAAAAUACAGAAGAGGAAGCGUUUAAAAGCCACAUGAUUUCACAAUGACAGUGAUAAAGAGGCCCAAAGAGCUGAACGCUGCAUGUGCAAAAAGCUCUAUGGCAAAAUUAUCAAAAAUUUGGAAAAUUGAAAUAUCCAUCGAUACAAAAAUGAGACUGGUAAGAAGUUGUUUUUCCAUUUUUCACUUAUGCAUCGAAAUGCUGGACCCGUUGUAUUUGAGAUGUAUUGCUGGAGACGAAUGUUGUAGUGAUGUUGAAAAAGUAACUAUUCGUUACAAAGUACUCGUUACUUACGAAUACCGAAAGUAACGAUUACUCUACAGAAAGGCAAAUCGUUACGUUGAUUACUCUGAUUACUUCGUUACUUCGUAUUAAUCGUAUCAGAGCUAGUAACGAUUAUUGUAUCUACUUUGAUUACUCUGAUUACUUCGUUACUUCAUACCAAUCGUAUUAGAGCGAGUAACGACUAUUGUAUCUACUUUAAUUACUUUGAUUACUUCGUACUUCGUGAAGGUCGUUAUUAUAUCGGAAUACCUAUACAAAAUAGCUACCUACUGAGAAAUACGAUUCUAGAUAUGAUUACCGGUACUCAAAUAAAAAAGUAAUAAUACUAAUCAAAGUAACGAAUACUGUAAAUGAUUACUUUAUACAAAAUAUGUAUACAUGAUGUUAUAUAUUUACAGUAUUUAGCUACUGUAAGAGCCACGCCGCGACCCACCUGAAAUCCGCUCGCGACCCACUAGUGGAUCGCGACCCACCGGUUGGGAAACGCUGACUUACAAUGAAAUCAGUGAUCAUAGGCGUAACUAGGGGGCGGUUUUGGGGUUACACCUCUGUCAGUGAUACCAAUCGUACUUUUCAAAAAACAAACCGUUUCUUCACCCAGAAUUGCACAAACCUUGUACACGGUGUAUAUUUGAGACUGUUCUACACAACCCAAAUCAAUAUUUUUAGUAUUUUGUACACUUCUUCACCUGCCUGCACACUUCUUCAUCUUAUUUUAUGUUAUACAGGGACAAAUGGUGUUUAAUAAAAACUUUUAUAUCUAUACCAACUAUUGACAAUAAAAUACCUACAUUUAAUUGUGACGUAGAAGAUAAUGUUUCCGGUUAAGUUUUUUUACUUUUUUCUGUGAAAAACAGUGAGAUAUAACUACAGAGAUAUUUAGUCCACCUAAUCCCGUAACUGAACCAAACGACACCGCGCACAUCUUAUGGAAAAUAUAAUGUCACUCAAAUGGAGUAAAAUUUACAUGAAUAGAUUCGUCUGGAAAUUACAAUCAUUUCAUAUCAUUGCGCCAACUCCGAAUUUUGAUUGAUAACGGCGUAAAUUGAUAUAAAUAAAUCUAAAAUCAAAUGGGCAUGUACGUGAGUCAGAGAGAGAAAAGAAAGUCUGUGAGUCUACAGUUCUACGGCAGAGGCUUACUCUUAUCGUAUAGAUAUGUAAUAAAGUAGGUAUAAUUUGGUCAGCCGUACCAAAGUAUAUAGUUCCUCUAAUCGCCUUAGCUACCGCUGGGUUAAGUUGUUUUCAAUAGUGACUAGACUAAUAGUAUUUGUGAAUGACAAUUUUAUGGACUUCAGAAAUGUGAUUUCCAUAAACUUUAAUUACAAUCUACGCCGUUAAUAAUCAAAAUUCAGAGUUGCGCAAUAAUAUAAAAUGAUUGUAAUUUCCAGACGAAUCUAUCCAUGUAAAUUUUAUUGAAUUUGAGUGACAUUAUACUUUCCUUAAGAUGUGUGCGGUGUCCGUAAGUAGUAUUGUAAUUUAUUUGUAACAAAUUCGUUCUGUGUCGACGGGUAGAGUGAAAAUAUCUCGAGCAAUAUAGUGGUACACCCGUAUUCUUAACCUUAUGUCAUCAUUAAAUAAUCUAUACUUUAAGUUAUAAUCAGAUCAUGAACUUUUGUAUUUUUAUACAAAACAUCUCAUGAAAGAAACAGGCUCAACGUUCUUACUUUUAAGUUUUUCGUUGUUCUUAGGUAAGUAUGUACAUGUGAAUGAAUCAACUCGGUUCAAAAACCUCCUGUAUAGCAUAAUAUGUUGUCAAGAAAUCAACGAAUUUUCAUCUUUCAGACUGGUUGACGACUGGAAAGUGCUCGAAAACAAGUCGAAACAAAUAUCUGUUGCGUAUAUGAAAUUUUCUGGUCAGUUUGCAUUGUUGCCAAGUUGUGUCUUUAUUUCCUUGAUCUUCUGAAAAACCAAGAGGUCUAUGAUGACAAUAAAACUAUCAGUAUGAUCUUAAUUCACUGCAACUGUUUCUCCUGUGCACGCAGUUGUUCUUGACAGCCUUCAGUGUUGCCACGUUGUAUAUGUAUUGUCUUGAUCUGCUACAAAAAGAAAAAUACAAGAACACUAUCAGUAUGAUCUGAUUUCACUUAAUUAAAACUAUAAAAUAGACUUCUUGUCAAAUAUCUUGCUUAAAUGUCGGUCACAGGCGUAUUUAUAUAGCCGCAACACUGUUACAUCGUAGAUUUUAUCUGUAAAUAAGGAAUUUUGAUUGCUAAUUUGUCCUGAAAGAUUUACGAUCUACAAUUGAAGGUUAUUUUCAAUAUUCGAAGUUUAUUAUCGAAAUAAAAGACAAAGCAUCUAUUUGUCCCGAAUAAAGGGAAAUUGUAGCUAUCUUGCAGUGUUGCCAAGUUGUAUAUUUAUUGUUUUGAUCUUCAGAAAAACGAAAAGGUGUCUGACAGACAAGAAAAUUGUUAGUAUUAUGUGAAAUAAUUACUUUAUUCCAGCUGCAAGUACUGAUUUCUUGUCAAAUAUCUUGGAUAACUGCCUUUGACAGGUGUUUAUACAAGCAGGGCAUUUAAUUUUGAAUGUUAAUUUCACCUAACAAGUCUACGAUAGGCGUAUGAAGGUUGUUUUCAAGAUUUGAAGUUUACUUUCGAAAUAGAAGACAAAUCCACUGUACACGAGGAUAUUCUAGCCAGCCUUUAGUGUUGCCAGGUUUUAUCUUUAUUGUCUUGAUCUGCUACAAAAAGAAAAGGUCUUCCACGGACAAGGAAACUAUCAGUGUGAUCUGAUUUAUCUGCAUUACAACUGUAAAUAUGGACUUCUUGUCAAACAUCUUGCUUGAUUGUCUGUCACAGGCGUAUUUAUAUAGCGGCAACACUAUUGUAUUGUAGAUUUUGUGUGCAAAGGAAUUUUGAAUGCUAAUAUGUCCUGAAAGAUCUACAAUCUACAUUUCAAAGACAUUUUCAAUGUUUGAAGUUUAUUAUCGAAAUAGAAGACAAAAGAAGUAUUUCAGCUAACUGGCGGUGUUGCCAAAUUGUGGAUUUUUUCACAUAAUUUCAGGAAAAGUCAUGAAUGUUUUGUCCUGAUUACAACAGAGUGGUUUCUUGACGAAUAGCUUGUUUUGUGGGGUUUUUGAACCGACCAAUUCAUAAAUAGCGUACGGCGUUCUACCGUGAACGCUACAAAACGUAACUAAACCAUUUUAUUCAGUUCGUAUCCGCUUCAAAUUUAAGUAUUAUAAGCCACAAUGAUAUUUAGGAUAAUUUAUAUGUAGAAUUGCAUGGAUCUUAUACAUACGGCAUCAUAUGUUUAUUUAAACCCUUCUUAACCGUAUUACCUUACUUUAUUUCGAAACAAAUUUUGAGAUUUUUAUAUAUGUUUAUUUUCGUAUAUUUAUGAUCAGUAAUCAUCAAAGAUUUGAAUAAAAUAACCUCAAAUGCU